AUGCGGGGCCAGAGGUUGCUCUUCGUCACGCUGAUCCUGCGGAUCUGCCGGGUAUCAGGGACCCAGACUUUGCUCCAGGAAGCCUGGGCCAAAGUCUUCGGAUCGGCGCCGACGUACUCGAACGUGCGGACGUCUCAGCUCUUGAACCAGCUGUGCAACGAGUCUCAGGGCGACGCCCAGACGCUGAGGGACGCCUGCUAUGGUUGCUUCUUCAGGGCCAGCAACAAGCCAUCGGGUUAUCCGAUGUUGCUGGGAAUGGCCUCCUGCGCCGAUCUCUACCUGGCGGACACCGAGUACGGUCACUGCCAGGUUUACCUGAGGAACGCGACCAACACCGUGGUGUCCGGCGCCAACCCCACGACCAUCUACUGCACCUUCCUCGAGUGCAUCCGCCAGGUGAACAAGGACGCCCUGAUCAGAACGUGUCUCGGGGAGGCGAUCGGCAUGUUCCCCAGCUUCGACUGCACCGACCUGCAGCUAACCGCCCAAGUGUUCGUCAACACUACGGCCUGCAUCCUGGCCAAGACACGUCACGGAGUCCUCAACCCCAUCACCGGGGCGGUGCAGGAGGAGGCCAUCGCUAGUCCUCUCGUCAACGCGAUCCUCGUCAACUCCGACUACGACAUCAACAUCGUGCAGCUGCCAUUCACGUACGACAAAGUCGACGAGUGCGCCAAGUACCGUAACGUGCAUCAGGCCUGCUGGCCGGGGGUGGAUUGUUGA
Messenger RNA from Orussus abietinus, 723 nucleotides. RefSeq lists its product as uncharacterized. The transcript has 4 exons. The coding region runs from base 1 to 723 and encodes 240 amino acids. The record is from RefSeq and is a predicted model, not a curated record. Lineage: Eukaryota; Metazoa; Arthropoda; Insecta; Hymenoptera; Orussidae.